Ctenocephalides felis (cat flea) is the source of this 2807-nucleotide messenger RNA. RefSeq names its product trafficking kinesin-binding protein milt-like. The transcript is spliced from 11 exons. Lineage: Eukaryota; Metazoa; Arthropoda; Insecta; Siphonaptera; Pulicidae. The record is from RefSeq and is a predicted model, not a curated record. Bases 1 to 2400 code for a protein of 799 amino acids.
AUGAAAAUCGUUGACUUAUUUGUUGUGGACGAAAUAAUUAAAUCUGUGAAGGAUAUAAAUAGUUUGAUACUUGAUAACCUAAGUGACAAGGAAUGUGUGUAUAACAAAAUCUGUUUAUAUUCCGAAGAUGAAGACACUCUCGAAGAGUUCACCAAGUUCGCAGCAUCCCUCCAGGACGACCCAGAUAAACCAACAAAUCAGAAAAACAAACUAAAACCCUUCCAAUGUGUCUACUGCUCCCAGUCCUUCACUCGCAACGACAACCUCCUCGUUCACAUCAAAAUCCACACCCAAGAAACACCUUACAAGUGCCCCGAAUGCCACAAACAAUUCUCCCCCCAACAACGCUACCUCGCCAGACACUCCAAGAUCCACACCGAAGACCGCCCUUAUAAAUGCACCACAUGCCAAGGCCUUCAAAACCCCAGCCAUCUCACCAACCACACCAGGACCCACACCGGAGAACGCCCUUACACCUGCCAAGUAUGUAAUAACAGAUACAGCAACCCGGCUACACUGGGGCACAAUGUCAAGACACACAUGAAACAGAAGCCUUAUCAAUGCAAGUUUUGUAAUAAGGAGUUCUCGAGGCGUAAUCGGUUGGUGACACAUACUAGUAUUCAUACGGGAAAGCCUUACAGGUGUGAUUUGUGCGAUAAGGCUUUUACAGAAGCGGGGAAACUUGCUGGGCAUAUGAAUACUUUGACACAUUUGAAGAACUUGGCUAAGUUUAAUGGGAUUGAUUGCACGGGAAAUGAGUUCUUUCCAAGUGCUUCAUCUAAUAGAAGUUCUAUGUACAGUAAUUCUACACAAGGCCUAGUCUACCUCGAUAGUCCCGCCAUGUCCGACACUGAAGAACUUUAUCCGGGCGCACCUGUUGCUGGAGUACCUGGCAUACCUGGUGCCGCCGAUUUGAGUGAUGCUUUGAGAAGGUUAACACCAGCUGAAGUCAUGACACGAAGAGCUGUGUUAAGCGGGGGACCACUUUAUGCAGACUAUGACUAUGAUAAUUUAGGAGGUGGCUGUGGUCCAAUAACAGGUUGGCGCACUCCUGACAGUGUCAUGUCGACAGGUGGUUCUUCCAGUGGGGUUUCAUCGAGACAUAGUGGAGGCACCAGUUCCGGUGUGGGAGGUUCCAUGUGGAGACCGCCUAGAGAUGUUUUGCAAUUAGUUAAACCUAUGGAAGGAUCACAUACUUUGAGACAUUGGAGCAGGUUGGCUACACCCACAUUGGCAGGAUUGUUGGAAGAGCGUCCAGGUGUCCAAAUCCGAGGCGGACGUGGUCUGGACGAAUUGGGUAUGGAACUGUACACUCUCUCAGACCUCGAGGAAGAUGAUGAUAUCUCGUUACCAGGAAAACGGUUCCAAAAUUCUGGCUGUGUAUAUACAUAUACUAACAGUACUGUGAUGCAUCCUGAUGACGGCAGCAUUUGUGGCACAAGCGAGUAUGGUUCUCGUCUGUGUUCAGCUCAGCCUACACCAGGUACUCAAACACCUGCACCUCGCACCAGAUCUAAUUCGACAUGUUCUACAUUCUCAACUAACAUGGGUCUUGCCAGUGUGCUGAAUGAAAGAGGGAUGCAGAGCGGCGUUCCGUCCUGCUUCAACACACCAGCGUCUGUUCGUGGCGGAAUGUUUUCGACUAGUACCACGAAUGGGCAGGACUACACUCCAACAGCUACUCCUUGUAAUAGUCCUGAUGGAUCACCGAUUGCCACACCAAGAUGUUCCAGUCCUGAACCAGUAUCACCUCAUGCCGGUAUUGCCAGCUUAUUAAGUCAAGGAGCAGAUCUGCUGUGGCGCACUUUUGGAACUGGUUUAUACCCUGAAAAAUCCAUUGAGCACCAUGAUUUAUCUCCAUCGGACACCAAGUCCGUGAGCAGUAUAGGUCUCGUCGACAGCGUGAAACGUCUAGGAUUAGAAUCUCUAAUUAUACCCCCUGGAGACACCAUCGACAACAGGUAUGGUUACAAUGAACCAUUGUCUUUGCAUUUAAGAGGGGCAGGAAGUGUGGUGACUCGGAGGAACGACGCUGGACCGAUGGCCAGAUUAGCAAGCAUCAGGGCGGCGCUUAAAGAAGCCGAGGCGCAUUCUGAAGGUGCACCACGUGUUCAGCCAGAGACGCCUAAAGAAUCAAAAGACUCUGCCAGUCCUAAAGCCGCUGAGGUGGCUAGUCCUUCACCCAGGAGGGCGAGGGGAGGAGCCGCAGCUGAUAGAAGGGCGAGGAUGAGGGAACGAAGGAUUACCAGGACUGAUUUAGGAACUGUGGUCCCUACUGGUGCAAAAGUUAAAAAGGAUCAAGAGGCUCCAACGACCACUUCAACAGAAGAAGCCCCUAGAAGAUCAGCCUUUGGAGCAAUAGGCGCUCUGCUGUUUGGAAGAAAAGGUGGUCUGCUGUAACAUCACAUUGAUUAAAAGUAAAUUCGCACACAUCACAGGGUUUGUUGAAAAUGUUUAUUUUUAAAUCGAUUGAGUAAAAUAGAUUUUUGAUUCGGUCGUUCGAUGGUAAGAGAAAUGAAAGAUAAAAGAUAAAAGAUAAUUUUUUAUCUUGUUUGAAACGGGAAAACGCUGGUAGAGAUUUUUUGCAGUUGUUGAUUUUAGAAACUUGCCAAUAAUUAAUUUUAAGUUAAGAUUUAACAUCAAUAAAUUUUUCUCAAAGAUAGGUACAUUUAUUCUUAUCAUUUCUACUCAAUUUUUUACCAUUGAACGACCGAUACCUUUACCCAAACUUCCAAAUGCUGUUGAUAAUUUUAAAAGUUUUAAUUUAUUUUUAAUGCGACCACUCGUUUUACAAUACAUCAUCGAGU